Molecule: messenger RNA, 927 nt
Organism: Acyrthosiphon pisum (pea aphid)
Lineage: Eukaryota; Metazoa; Arthropoda; Insecta; Hemiptera; Aphididae
Exons: 1
Coding region: 1-927 (308 amino acids)
Source: RefSeq, a predicted model, not a curated record
AUGGCGUACAAUGCGUGCAACGACAUCGAACGUAACAGGUUUGACUUGCUGAACUCACCCAACAUUGACAUGCGAAAUUGUUGCCAGUCGCUGUUAGAAUUAUUCAAAGUCGACAAAGACCAAGACGAGCGCAACGAUAGGCAGACAAUGUUUAGGCGGUCUCGGUUCGCCGUCAAUGACGAUAUGUUUAAACACAUAUGCGAGAAGGCAGCGUUCAACGGGCACAUCGAUUGUCUGAAACUAGCACACGAGAUUGGCGUCCCUUGGGACACCGUGCCUGGAUUGGCCGAUUUCAGAGGUAAAGCGUGUGAUCUGGCGGCGAAAGCCGGCAAUCUGGAAUGUCUAAGGUACGCCUUUGAGAACGGGUGCCCUUGGGACGAGGAGACGUGCUGGAUUGCCGCGUUAAACGGUCACCUGGAGUGCCUCACUUACGCACGGGAAAACGGGUGUCCUUGGGACGAGGAUACGUGCAGCAGCGCCGCAGAAUACGGUCACCUGCAGUGCCUAGCCUACGCCUUUGAGAACGGGUGUCCCUUUGACGAGGAGACGUGCAGCAACGCCGCGUUGAAAGGUCACCUGGAGUGCCUGGCUUACGCACGGCAAAACGGGUGCCCUUGGGACAAGUAUACGUGCAGCUCCGCCGCGUUUAACGGUCACCUGCAGUGCCUAGCUUACGCCUUUGAGAACGGGUGUCCCUUUGACGAGGAGACGUGCAGCAACGCCGCGUUGAAAGGUCACCUUGAGUGCCUGGCUUACGCACGGCAAAACGGGUGCCCUUGGAACGAGGAUACGUGCAGAAACGCCGCGUUGAACGGUCACCUGCCAUGCCUGGCUUACGCACAGCAAAACGGGUGCCCUUGGGACCAGUAUACGUGCAGCAACGCCGCGUUUAAUGGUCACCUGCAGUGCCUAGCCUUACGCCUUUGA